UCAUCAUGUUUCUUCUGAAUCGCACAAGGCAUAGUCGUAACCCACGCGCCUAGACCCCCGCUGCCUUGAAUAGAUGCUAACGAUGCACGCUCACCCGCACGCUACACCCCACACGGAGACCGCCAAACACCGUACUGGCCGUCUCUCGUCUCGAGUUGCAUCGGCAUUCAUCGCCCCUCUUUGCCAGCUGAAUUGUGCGCAGGGCGGUCCAGCAACUUCAGACGGACCUCGGCCUAUUCCUCACCUGCCGCCGACGCGUUCUCGUCAUUUUUCGUUGCUCAGAUCCUUCACGAGCCCUACGAUCGCAAAGUAGGAUCUUCUCUGCCCAGAGUUUUGUAGCAGUACGCCUCGUUCUAUUCGCGAGAAUGGCGCUAAGCGAAGCACGCCACUUUGCGUGUGGCGGUGCGGAGCCGCGUCUCCCGGGCGUACGCGUUCCCACGUGCCCGCCUCAUAUCUUUCCGCUUU
Molecule: messenger RNA, 465 nt
Organism: Trematosphaeria pertusa
Lineage: Eukaryota; Fungi; Ascomycota; Dothideomycetes; Pleosporales; Trematosphaeriaceae
Exons: 1
Coding region: 74-313 (79 amino acids)
Source: RefSeq, a predicted model, not a curated record